Molecule: messenger RNA, 2081 nt
Organism: Periophthalmus magnuspinnatus
Lineage: Eukaryota; Metazoa; Chordata; Actinopteri; Gobiiformes; Gobiidae
Product: chromosome alignment-maintaining phosphoprotein 1-like
Exons: 4
Coding region: 24-1814 (596 amino acids)
Biological process (GO): attachment of mitotic spindle microtubules to kinetochore
Source: RefSeq, a predicted model, not a curated record
CAUCCUUUUGACUCUCCUUGUGGAUGUUGUUUUUUCAGGUUUGGCAGCACAUGCUCCGUACUCACUGCACCGAAUCAGACCAGACAAAAGGUCCAGAGCCAGGGACUAAGCCAGAACUCAACCAGGACUGUGGGACUAAGCCAGAACUCAACCAGGACUGUAGGACUAACCCAGAACUCAACCAGGUCUGUGGGACUAACCCAGAACUCAACCAGGACUGUGGGACUAACCCAGAACUCAACCAGGACUGUGGGACUAACCCAGAACUCAACCAGGACUGUGGGACUAACCCAGAACUCAACCAGGACUGUGGGACUAACCCAGAACUCAGCCAGGACUGUGGAACUAACCCAAAACUAAACCAGGACUGUAGGACUAACCCAGAACCUGACCAAGACUGUGGGAGUAACCCAAAACUCAACCAGGACUGUGGGACUAACCCAGAACCUGACCAAGACUGUAAGACUAACCCAGAACUCAAUCAGGACUAUAAGACGAACCCACAAUUGAAUCAGGACUUGGGGACUAACCUAGAACUGAACCAGAAACCAGGAACCAACCCAGAACUGAACCAGGACUGUGGGACCAACCCAGAAAUGAACCAGGACUGUGGGACCAACCCAGAACUGAACCAGGACUUGGGGGCUAACCCAGAACCAAAUCAGGACUCGGAGACUAACCCAGAACUGAACCAUGAUUUGGGGACUAACAGUGGUGAGAUGAAGCUUGAGGGAGAGAAUCAAAAGAUGAUGUCAGCUGAUACAGAAGAGUUGGGAGAAGAAAGACAAGAAGAGGAGGGAGGAGACGACAGAGGAGACAAGGGAGGAGACAAGGGAGGAGACAAGGGAGGAGACAAGGGAGGAGACACCCGAGGAGACGCCCGAGGAGAAUACAGAGGAGAACACAGAGGAGAACACAGAGGAGAACACAGAGGAGAACACAGAGGAGACAACAAAGGAGACAACAAAGGAGACAACAAAGGAGACAACAAAGGAGACAACAAAGGAGACAACAAAGGAGACAACAAAGGAGACCACAAAGGAGACCACGAAUAUAAAGCUGAUGAAAAGAUGGACACAGAAGACAAAAUGAAGACGUCUCUCAAGAGGAAGAGCCCCUCCCCCCUUUCCCCUGACCCCUCCCCCUCAUUGCUGCAGUUCGAUUCUGGUGUGUAUCAGUGCUCGCUCUGUGAUUUCUCGCACAAACUCCGCACCAUCGCUGUCAAUCAUGCCGUACGCAAACACGGCUCUCCCCGCCACGUCUAUGACGUCAACACGCCACCGCCCCAAACCAACCAAUCAGAGCCCGUCGCCGAGAGCACCCCCGUGGAGGACGAAGAGGAAUUGACCUCAGAGAUGAUGACACAGGAACUGGAGGCGACCAAAAACCUGCGUUUCUAUAGCAACAGAGUAGAAUGUGAGCUGUGCGGCUGGAAGGCCAAAGUCAGGAAAGGCGCACGAGGCUUUGCCCUGAACCACCUGGAGCGUGCCCAUGACCUGCCCAGACCCUUCGCCUGCUCCGUGUGUGGACAGAGCUUCUUCAUGUCCUACCAACUCAAAGAGCAUGUGAGGUUUAGCCACAAAUCUGGACGCUACCAAUGUCUCUUCUGCUCCUUCAGGUCUGAUAAUCUGAAUGGCUUCAGACGCCACAGCGGAAAGUGUAACUACAGAGACAAUGAUCCAGAUGAAGACCAGAACCAAACCAGGUCUAGACCAGAACUGGACCAGGACCAUGAAGAUCGGAUCCACAGACCCAGGAGACGCAGCACCAGACUCAUAGUGGAGGAGGAGGAUGAUGAAGAAGAAGAAGAUUGAACUGGAGUUGAAUCAGGACUAAAUCCGGACUAAACCGGGAUCCAAACCUGGACUGAACACAAUGAUGUACAUUUUAUUUAACUGUUUACCAAAGUGCACUUCCCCAUUAUAAAAAUGUCUGUUCUCUGAGGUGUCUUGCUCAAGGACACUUAAACUCUCUGCACUAGAACAGUUGGAGCAGAACCUACAAUCUCUCUCCCGUCUCACCAGUACUAAAAAAAACAAAACGACCCGAGGUGAAUAAUAGUGAUUUUAUCUCCAAAAACU